CGGCUGCCCCGCCCCCGGGGCGGGAGCGACGCCUUCCCGCCGAGGAACGGCGGCGCGGCCUGGUCACCUCACGGGCCGGAGGCGCCGCCAUGGCGGCCGUGCGGGAUGUGGAGAUCGACCCCGAGGGCACGUUCAAGUACAUCCUGGUGCGCCUACAGCGCCCGGGCGGCGGGGAGCAGCGCGACGUCGUCCGCGGCACCAAAGCGGCCGAGUUCCACAAUCACAUAUUUGAAAAAGUAAAUCCUGAAAUGCAAAAGCUGGGAUAUGAGUGCAAGUGCCUUGGAGGAGGGAAAAUUGAUCAUAAUAGCAAAGACAAGAAAAUUAGGGUAUUUGGGCUCUCUACAGGCUAUGGAAAAGCAGAUCAUUCAGUGACUGCGGAGAUACUGAAAAAAGUGUAUACAGAUUAUGAAAUUACAUGGUCAGAUGACAAGAAAUAAAUCGGCUACUUACGAACACAAAAAGCAGUUCAAAACUGGUAACUCUGAGCUGUACUGUGAUAAAUAAAGUUGAAUGUCUCUGCUCUGUAUGUUACCAUAAAUCUGGGCCCUGCUGUAACUUAUUAUAUGGUUAGUGAUCCCCAGAUAUAUCGCAUUUUUCAGAUCAUUCCUUUGCAGAAUCUGCAGUUCUAAGCUUCUUGCCUCUCCUUUUGAUGUGCCCUCUAAUUAAACACUCCAUCUUAUCUCCAGUGUUUUCACCCAAUCCUGUGUCACUGAUAUUUGUAGGAUACAUCAGGAUUUUGCUGUCAACUUAAACACUACGGGACCAAAGCUGUUCCCUGGUCUUUUGACCACAGUGUUUUCAGUUUCCUUUAUUUUCAAUUGCUCUUUAGGCUUUUCAACUUUCCUAUCCACAUUCACAAAAAUUGAGGUGGGGGAAGGGGCGGGUUGGCUAUUACAGUUCUUCACCAAUGAUCAAAAACUUUGAUUUACUCCAUGGUUUUGAAAAUUCAAUACUUGGGUGGAACACAAGUAAUGGUCAAGAUCUCUUGUGUUCCUGUAAGAUCCUUCCCUAUAGCAGACUGAUGGCAAUGUCACAUUCUGUUGAUACUUGUUUCAUUUUGAUUCCUCUGUACUUCUUUUAUUCCCCAUGAGUACAAUGAUGCUUUCUUCUUUUUUUUUUAAUCACAAUAAUUAUCUUAUAGUUAACUACGUCCCGGCCAGACCCAGUACACCUAGGCAGUAUCUGAACUAACUUACAGUACCUGCUUCCUCCUUGUUGCCCUUCAUUUUUUGGUGAAGUUAAUUGCAACAGUUUCCACUUCGUUUCCUGCCAGUCCUCCUUUAAUGCUGUUGAGGAUUUCAAGGGAGUACCUUUUGCUCUUAUGCUUGCAUUGUUGACUUGCAGUCUUCGAGAGGUAUUUGUAUAUAAAUCCUGGUUCUUCCCUU
Molecule: messenger RNA, 1385 nt
Organism: Phalacrocorax carbo (great cormorant)
Lineage: Eukaryota; Metazoa; Chordata; Aves; Suliformes; Phalacrocoracidae
Source: RefSeq, a predicted model, not a curated record